Messenger RNA from Brassica napus (rape), 840 nucleotides. RefSeq names its product glutathione S-transferase T3-like. Bases 1 to 840 code for a protein of 279 amino acids. The record is from RefSeq and is a predicted model, not a curated record. The transcript has a single exon. Lineage: Eukaryota; Viridiplantae; Streptophyta; Magnoliopsida; Brassicales; Brassicaceae.
AUGGAUUCUAUUCCUUCUGGAACUUCAAAGUUUGUUGAACUAUUAAAUAGUCAACAAACUGUUUCCUUUGGUAACUAUGAAGGUAGUCAGGGAACCGGAGCUUCAAACUUUGAAGGAGACAGUGCUCCUGAGCGUAGAGAACGACGGAAGUGGACACCAACAGAUGAUGUUGUCCUGAUCAGUUCGUGGCUCAACACAAGCAAGGAUCCUGUGGUUGGCAAUGAGCAAAAAUCCGCCGGUUUUUGGAAAAGGAUUGCUGCGUACUUCGCGGCAAGUCCUCUUGUUGCUGGCUGCGAGGAGAGGGAGCCAAGUCACUGCAAGCAACGAUGGCAUAGGAUCAAUGACCUAGUGUCCAAGUUCAGUGGAUCAUAUGGAGCUGCUACUAGACAGAGGACUAGCGGCCAGAAUGAGAACGACGUUCUGAAGCUUGCUCAUCAAAUAUACUACAACAACUACAAGAAGAAAUUUAUGCUUGAACACGCGUGGAAGGAGUUGCGACACGACCAGAAGUGGUGCGACCUUGGUACUGCAAAAACUGAAGGGAGCUUAAAGAAGAGGAAGUGUGAAGUUGGUGCAGAUACCUCAAGCUCUCAAGCAACUGAGAACAUGCGUCCCCCUGGAGUGAAAGCGGCAAAGUCCUCAGGUAAGAAGCCGGUGUUAAACGAGAAAACUCUUACUGAUUUUAAGUGUAUGUGGACAAUCAAAGAGAAGGAGUUGGCGACAAAAAAGGAGUUGUCUAAGAUGAGUCUCCUUGAGAGUCUUAUUGAAAGAAAGGAAUCUCUAACUGAGUCUGAAGAAACCCUCAAGAACAAGCUCAUAACUGACUUGUUGUCAGAUUAG